Molecule: messenger RNA, 1571 nt
Organism: Phymastichus coffea
Lineage: Eukaryota; Metazoa; Arthropoda; Insecta; Hymenoptera; Eulophidae
Gene: Pex3
Product: peroxisomal biogenesis factor 3
Exons: 2
Coding region: 307-1392 (361 amino acids)
Biological process (GO): protein import into peroxisome membrane
Cellular component (GO): peroxisomal membrane
Molecular function (GO): protein-macromolecule adaptor activity
Source: RefSeq, a predicted model, not a curated record
UGCAACUGCCUACUAUAGUGCCUAUCGAAGUUGAGAUCGUGUCGUAUUUACAGAUUGCAGGUUAUGUUUGUUGCCCAAUUAUUGUUUCAAUUGAACAGUUGAACUUUUUAUCUUUCUACUUUCACUAAUUUCUUCUUAUCAACGCACCAUAAAUGUUGUGGUGGAACUUUGAUAAUCUUAUUCAAGGUUGUGAUAAUAAGGUUGUGGAAUAAUCCAAUCGAUUAGCAGGAGAUAAAAGAUCGUUAAAAGAAAAUGUUAGAACGUAAAUUUUAAAGUUAUAAAAUUCAUAGAAUGAAUUGUUGAAUCAUGUUUAGAAGAGUGAGGAACUUUUUUUACAAUCACAGACGUAAAUUUUUAUUUGGUGGAGUAUUUUUCGGUACUCUCAUAUUACUAGCAAGAUAUGCCCGAGGUAAAGUCCGAGAAUCGCAAGAAAAAGAAGUGAAUGAGUUGUUAGAAAGAACUCGAAGAAGACAACACUUUGAAAAUACAGAAAGAACAUGUAAUGAAAUAAUGCAGACUCUUUCUUCAAAUUUGAGAAAUGCUGUCACAAAGUGUCUUGAUUGUGAAAAAAUUGUGAAUGAAUUAAGAGAGGGUACUGCUGAUAAAAUUUCUGCAUGGAAUACACUCAAAGUCCUUGCCAUUUCAAGAACUGCUACAAUAAUAUAUUCGUACACAAUGUUCGUUAUAACAUUAAGGAUACAUUUCAAUGUUCUUGGUGGAUGUAUGCUUAAGGAUUCAAAAAUUUCUAAUAAUUCUUCUCAGAGUUUAGAGAAAGUAGAUGAAAGAACAAGGGAAAAAUACUUAUCAGCAUGUGGAUAUUUAAUGGAUGAAGGAAUAAAAAAACUGUCAGCAUUAAUCCAAGAAAAAGUCAAAGAAAUCACUUCUAUUUACUCUUUACAAAAUAAGUUACAUCUACAUGACGUUCAACAUAUAUACUGGGCAAUAUCAUCUACAUUAUCUGCUAUGGAAAAUGAAGAUCCAGUGAAAAAUUUAUCAUCCUACAUUGUUGAUCCUAACUUAACAAAAAACAAUCAAUCUGACAAACCACUUAUCAAACUGAUCGAUCAAACUUUAGAUCUUAUGGAAAGUCAAGAAGUUCAAGAGCUUAUGCAAAAUAAUUUGAGGGCAGGCUUGGCUUUAUUGACUGACAGAAUAUCAGAAUAUUUUAACGAUAAUGUCAAGAGUGAUAGUGCUGAAACUCAAGCUAGUGAUAUGUUUAGCAAUCUAAAUGCUGCGACGAUGCCAAUGGCUAAAAUAAUUCCAAUACUAAAUGGGCAAGUACCAGAAAAUCCAACUUCUGGUGAUUUACCGUCUGAUUGGUUGGAGAGGCUUUUACUGAGUGAGGAACUAAAGGCUCUAGGAGCCAACAUUUAUGAAGCUUUUUGUUAUUAAUUUUUGUACUAUUAUAUUUUGUUAUUAUUAUUUCUUUUUGGUUAUGCGAGUGAUACAAUUUCUUGGAAUGAAAAACAUGGAAGCAUAAUAGUACAAUAGUUUUAUUACAUAAUGGUAAGGGUAUCUUACAUUUUAAAGAUGUACCAAUGAUGUAUAGGCAUUUCACACAAUGUUCAAAG